Molecule: messenger RNA, 1657 nt
Organism: Macrosteles quadrilineatus (aster leafhopper)
Lineage: Eukaryota; Metazoa; Arthropoda; Insecta; Hemiptera; Cicadellidae
Product: probable methyltransferase-like protein 25
Exons: 5
Coding region: 116-1594 (492 amino acids)
Source: RefSeq, a predicted model, not a curated record
GAAAACUCUGAACUCAGCUUUUAACAAGUGUAGACUACAAUUCUCAUUGGGCCUAUGUUAAGAGCUGUCCUUUGAGUUGAGUUCCAUAUUUCUAAGUAGGCCUAAUGUACUAACCAUGAAAGCCAAAUCAGAACUUCAUUGUCUGGUCAGCAACCUGAAGGAAUUGCUACCAAUAGCCAACUCACAUUUGGUGCAUUUUAUAACUCGUAACAGUUUUGAAAGGAUGAUACCAAAGUACCUACAAGAUGAAAUAAUGUCCCUAGACAUGAACGAAAUGAAUCAAUUGGUUUUGAGUAGGUUUUCUAAUGACGGAACAAUACCUAGACCUACAAAUAGCACAACUCCUCACCUUAUAAGCUUUCUCAAUGAUACUCAGAAGCUCUCGUUGAAACAUAACAGCUCUUGUCUUUCUUUUGAAGACUUAUUAAAAUGUAUAGAGUCAAAAGUAGACAGUGGUAGCUCUUUUCAUAUUUCCAAACAUUUAAUGUCAAUGAAAAAGUCUCAUGAGGUAGAAAUAAUGAGUGCCAUUGUUGCUGCAAUCGCAAAGGGGGAGAAAUGUACACAUAUAAUUGAUGUGGGAGGAGGGAAAGGAUACCUAAGUUCUGUUCUUGCUUUAAAACAUGAACUGAAGGUUUUAAGUGUUGAUUCAUCUCUUGUGACAUCUAAAGGGGCAGAGAGACAAAUGCCAAAAAUUGAGAAGUUAUGGAUGACAUUUCAGAAAAAAUCUGCCUCGAGUGAUACCUCUAACAUGAGAAAUGCAACAGGAACUAAAGAAUCAAAAAAAUACUCCGAGCUUUUCAAAAUUGCUACUAAUUUUAUUACAGAGAAUACAAAUGUCAUUGAGAUAUUGAAUCAUAGUUUUCCUGAAGAUGAAUUGGGUAAUGUCAUGUUAGCUGGGCUACACACGUGUGGAAAUUUGGCUGCUUCAUCUAUUCACUUAUUUUUAAAUAAUCCUAAAAACGUCCGAUGUUUGGUAAAUGUUGGUUGCUGUUACAAUUUAAUGACCGAAGAAUUUAAUCAAAAUCCAUGUGAUUUAGAACACUCAUCUGCAACCAAUGUCAGUGGUGUUGGAUUUCCUAUGAGUGCUUAUUUGAGAGACGAAAAAUUUGUAUUGGGUCGAAAUGCCAGAAUGUUAGCAACCCAGCCUCCGGAUAGGAUGUGUCAUGAAGGGACGGUUGAAACGGAUGUUCUUUUCUACAGAGCUCUUCUUGAACUUUAUUUAGAAAAGAAACUAGGAUCAGCCAAUGGAACUUCUCAAUUUAAAGUUGGAAAAUUAAAACGAAAAUGCUCCAGUUUCAAUGAAUAUGUACAUAAAAGUAUUGAGCGUUUAGGAAUUCACAUCCAGGUAGACAAUGAUGAGUUACAGCAGUUGUAUGACUACCAUGCUGAAGUUUCACGCAAGCAACUUCAUGCUUUCUUCCUGUUGAAGCUUACCAUUGCACCAGCUAUUGAGGCUGUAAUAAUGUUGGAUAGGCUUCUUUAUCUACAGGAGCAGGGUAUUCAAGAUGCCCACCUGGUUCAGCUGUUUGAUCCAGUGGUUUCUCCUCGCUGUUUUUCCAUUGUGGCAUUCAACAGACCAAAAACAAAUCUUUAGUUUUAUUUAUUUAAUAUUUGAAUCGUAUUCUAUAGUUGAAUAAAAAUGUAUACCAUUGAUAUA